Messenger RNA from Gasterosteus aculeatus aculeatus (three-spined stickleback), 2057 nucleotides. RefSeq names its product pleckstrin homology domain-containing family A member 1. The record is from RefSeq and is a predicted model, not a curated record. NCBI's taxonomy places the organism in Eukaryota, Metazoa, Chordata, Actinopteri, Perciformes, Gasterosteidae.
AACUCCUUGUCGGCCCAAAACGCUUUUAUUUGUAAAGGUGAAACCGGAAGCUGCUCUCUUUGCGUGAUCUCUCAUUGACGGUCGUGCUGAGGGACCGCCGCUGCCACAGCGGACUCGGAGCGAGCCGAACCGGCGUUCCUGUGAUGCCCCAGGGCGGGCCGAGCUGGUUGGGGUCGCGAUGCCUUACGUGGACCGACAGAAUCGCAUCUGCGGCUUCCUGGACAUCGAGGAGAAUGAGGGCAGCGGCAAGUUCCUGCGCCGGUACUUCAUCCUGGACACCCAGCAGGGCAGCCUGCUGUGGUUCAUGGACAACCCUCAGAAUCUUCCUAAAUGUGCAGAGAAAGUGGGAUCUCUCAAGCUCUCCUACAUCUCUAUGGUCAGCGAUGCCACCAAACUCCGACCAAAGGCAGAGUUCUGCUUUGUUAUAAAUGCAGGAAUGAGGAAGUUUUAUCUGCAAGCCAACGACCAGCAGGACCUGGUGGAUUGGAUCAGUGUUCUCAACAAUGCCACCAAGAUUACAGUGCCAAAGUCCGGCGAGGGCCAAACGCCGGCCCACACGGAGACGCCCCAGGAAGUGCUGGGAGCCGUGAAACCGGUCUCCUACAAGACCGAGAUCAUAGGAGGGGUCCCCAUCACCACGACGAUGCAGGAGGGGCAGAACGAGGCGGAGCGCAGCGCUUUGAAGCGGGGUCAGAAUCCCUACUUCCUGUCCGGAGGAGCGCAGGACCACGGCGCCAUCAAGGCCGGGUACUGCGUCAAACAGGGGGCUUUGAUGAAGAACUGGAAGAGGAGGUACUUCCUGCUGGAGGAAAACGCCCUCAGCUACUACAAGUCUGACCUGGAGAGGGAGGCGCUGAGAGUCAUCCCGCUGAAGGAGAUCCACAAGGUCCAGGAGUGCAAACACAGUGAGCUGAAGAUGAGGGACAACCUGUUCGAGAUGGCCUCCAGCUCCAGAACCUUCUACAUACAGGCGAACAGUCCAGAGGACAUGCACAGCUGGAUUAAGGCCAUCUCAGGGGCCAUUGUAGCUCAGCGGGGCCCCGGACGCUCCGCUUACACCGAACGCAGUUCUUCCCCAAUGUCCUCCUCCAUCUUCUAUUACUCUGACCAGGAACUACACCCACAAUCCUGCUCCGCCUCAACGGGCCCUCAGCUGCACGCUGGACCGGCAGCAGCAGGAGAACUUCCUGGGCCUCCUUCCGUGGAGGCUGAGCGGCGUGCCGGCGGCGCGCUCCCGCCUCUCGCUGCUGUCGCCAAAGUGACGGAGGAGCGCCAGCCCAAAAUGACCCCGCCGGGGUUUGUUUACGGGGAGGACCAUGGGACCGUGUACAUGACCCUGAUUUGAUGAUGAUGAUGAGUGACAAUCGCUAAAGUAGACACGCUCUUUAAACUACCUGAGUGCUUCUGGAAUCCUCCCGGGACCAUUGGACUCGUACGUUAGUGCUCGUGUGGAAUCGGACCUUCUUCGUCUGCCGUGUCCUUACUUUUGUCUUCCCAGGUAUUCAUUUACAAACGAACAAAACCCUUCUGUGGUAUUGUAAUACUGAUGUCUCGCACUUCAUGGAAGAUCCAAAGUGAGAGGCAAAUCCAGAAGCUCAGCGGGUUUAAGACGCUCUACAUUUAUAUUAAAAGCUCUUUAAUAGUCGUUAGCAUCUCUCUCUUCUCCGGUAGAAACUUAAUUUUUCAAGGCUUUAAUUUCAUGAAUUCCACUACUUCUAGUUUUCAGUCACUCUCCUCCCCUCCUGCACUGCUCGGUGUUCUGUGACCUCCAUCAGAUGUUUGUGUAUUUGUGUCACUCAUAUUGUUGAUUAGCCCACCUGUCAUUCUUCUGCUCUCUGUGAUGGAGAUCAGUUGGUUUUUUAUGUUUUCGUUAUUCACACAUAUAGACACACACACACCUUCACGUCGUUGUUCCUGGUCAAACAUCUGUUGGGUGAAGUGUCCGCGUUGUUCUUUCUAACGAGAUGAUGAAAUCCACUGAGCUGUUCUGACCCUUUUUAUUGUGAAUGUGAUUCUAAGACCAUGUGCUCCGUUUAUUAAAAGACAUUUGAAAGUCA